Messenger RNA from Diaporthe batatas, 2221 nucleotides. RefSeq lists its product as uncharacterized. Lineage: Eukaryota; Fungi; Ascomycota; Sordariomycetes; Diaporthales; Diaporthaceae. The record is from RefSeq and is a predicted model, not a curated record. The transcript is spliced from 3 exons. The coding region runs from base 324 to 2024 and encodes 566 amino acids. Gene Ontology annotation, biological process: transmembrane transport. Gene Ontology annotation, molecular function: transmembrane transporter activity.
GCAAAACCAUACCUGUGUGAUCCGGGGCCAGGGGCGGAUCGCAUGAAAUUAGCACGUAGCAUCCAGUCCAUCCUGCAAAUGCGCUGCUGAGUCUCCCAAUAAAUACUGUCCACACGUGUCCGCAUUCUGCCAGCGCGGUGCCUUCUUCAAUGUUCGAUCAGUUGACUAUAUUCUGCCGAUCCAACCCUGAUUAGGGCGUCACACAGAGUUGCAUUCUCGAUCGCGCUGCCCAAGUGUCGUUGUACGUGCAGCAAAGGCGGAACCUUCGCUCAAACCGGCCCCCCUCCAGUCGGCCUGUUGACAGCGUUCGACAGCUCGCCAAAAUGGACGAGAAUCUCGACGAGAACACCAUCCACGAGCUAGAGGAGGUCCUUCACACCAAGAUCUACCCAGGGACGGAGCUCAUGCAAGAUGUGGGAACUCACCAUUUCGUCAAGGGCAACAAUCGUGCCGUUCUUGUCCCUCAGCCAUCCGACGACCCCCGUGACCCCCUGAACUGGUCACCUUUCUGGAAGGGUGCGACGAUAUUCUGUGCCACAGCUGUCUCUUUCAGCCAGAAUCUCGGGCCCCUCGCCCUCGCACCCAUGUUCGGGAACUACAUUCAGUUGUACAACCGCAGCCUUGCAGAUGUGGUUCAGUUCACUGGCGUUGCCAUCCUUGUUCUGGGCUUUAGCAACUUCAUCUGGGUGCCCAUGAGCACCUGCUUUGGUAGACGCCCCGUCGCAAUCUUUUCCAUGGCGAUAUGUGUCAUUUCCUCCAUCUGGAGAGCGAGAGCCAAGGAUUAUAAUAGCUUCAUGGGUGCUUCGGUUCUUAACGGGAUAGGCGCUGGCCCUUGCGAGACUCUAAUGCCUCAAGUUAUUGCGGAUGUGAUUUUCUUGCACGAUCGUGGGAAGUAUCAGACACUUUACUUCAGCUUGUACUUCGGAUCUCUGAUGGUUGGGCCGAUCAUCAGUGGUGCGAUGGCUGAGCAUACCGGUGUGGAAAGCUUUUGGUGGUUCAACACAGGAAUGCUGUUAUUCACCCUGAUUGUCUGCAUCCUCUUAUUUCCAGAGACCCGCUACCACAGGGCUUGGGAGACAGGCGAUGCGCCGAAGCCGCCCCCCGUCAGGGACCCAAAGGCGGUUGUCGAAAAAACGAACGGCUCACUCCACGAGAAACAUAGUGGCACUGAUCAAGAAGAAGGUCUGGGAGCACAAGUAACCCAAGCAGAAACGCAACACAGUACAGCCACUGGCGGCAAGAUUGCUCCUACGGAAACACAUGUCGACCCGUGUCUAGGCCGAGGUAGCCCCGGGAAGAAGCAAUUCUUGCCGUUCCAGCCCUACCAGGGAAAUCUGUUCCGCGAACUCUGGCUGCCCUUCUACCUACACCUCUUCCCAAUUGUCGAGUACGCCGCGUUCGUCGUCUCAUGGAGUGCUUCUGGGUUCCUUGUCGUCAACCUGUCUCAGUCUCAAGCCUUCGCUGCUCCGCCGUACAACUUCUCGUCUCAGACUAUCGGUCUGUUCAACCUCGCAGUGCUUGUUGGUGGAAUGGUCGGACUCUUCACUUGUGGGCCUCUCAGCGACUGGGUGGCAGCUUAUUUGACCAAGAGAAAUAAUGGCAUCCGUGAGCCCGAGAUGAGACUCGUGGCCAUGAUUCCGUACAUCAUCAUCAUGAUCAUUGGCAGCAUCGUUACUUCUGUGGGCUACGACUAUCACUGGCAGUGGGAGGCUAUUGUUAUUGUGGGCUACAGCUUCCUGGGAUGCCAGGUCGCCGCCCUGCCAAGUAUCGCCUCGACAUACGCAAUUGAUAGUUACAAACCGGUGACGGGGUCGUUGUUCGUGACCAUCACGAUAAACAAGAACCUUUGGGGCUACGGCGUGUCAAAGUUCUUGACGCCAUGGGCAGAGGAGAAGGGUUUCAUCCCACCUAUCCUGACGAACAUGGCUCUCAUCACGUUCUUUUCCUGUUGCGGUAUAAUCUUCUGGUUCUUCGGCAAGAAGUUCCGGGGCAUUACGGCAAAUUCCUUUGUACACAAGCUUUAAUAGGCGACCUCUUUUCCAGGCCGCGGUAGGGGAAAAGGUACUGAGUUGGUGGUAGUUAGCAACUUGCUUGGGUGAUCGAUUGGGCUGGUAAAUUCCUAGGUACUCGCACGUAUGUGUGGAACUCGACUGCGAAAGUGCCGUCACGCAGGACAUGUAUAUUGAAGGGGUUGGCAGGGUCUAUGGGCACUCACUAAAAU